AUGCAAGAUACGUUCAAUGCAAAUAGAAAAUUUACUAAAAUUAAUUCUACAAAUGACAGAAAUGCUGGAUUCAAAGGACCACCUAGUGCUUGUAAAUUUUUUGGUGAUUGGCAUUUCCAUAAUGAAUGUUCACGAAAUCCAUAUUUAGCUAGAAAUGAAGGGAGAAAUAACAGAGAUCAUGAUAUAGUCAAAAUUCAUAUUGAUGACCUUAGACCAAUACCAGCAAAAGAAACAUUGAGCUUUGAAAAACAAGAUCGUGGUAUUAUAAUAUCUGGAUCAUCUGAAGAUUCAGAUACAGAUACUGAUGAUUCAAUAUAUGACCCAUUUCACAACGUUUCAGAACCAAUAACACGGAGACAGAGUUGCGAUUUAGUUGUCUACACACCGAAUCAUGACUCGUAUGAUGAUAUCCAAAAUGCUUUGUAUCAAAAUAUGGACGUAAAUGAUGCGCUAUCAGAUACCGAUUUCACACCAUCAGAACCGACCUCUAAUGUUGAAAUGAGACCUCGACCUAGAAUCACAAGAAAAAGAGUACCUCCCAAACAUCUACAAGAUUACGACUGCAGUUAG
Molecule: messenger RNA, 570 nt
Organism: Ceutorhynchus assimilis (cabbage seed weevil)
Lineage: Eukaryota; Metazoa; Arthropoda; Insecta; Coleoptera; Curculionidae
Source: the annotation of a GenBank genome assembly